UCUUAUAUUCUUAUUAUGAUUGUUGAGAGACAGGGAGAUAAGAUUUGCAAAUAUGCUACUACAGUACCCUAUGGUUUCCUUAAAUGUAAGAGCUUAUUCAUCCUCAUCACUAGACACAAAAACACAUCAGAGAUUGUCUUACACCCCACAUCGUACCACUCCCAAACUCCCUAAUACUCCGCUCCCUUCACCUCCCGCCAUCACUACAACAACCUUCAAGUCGGACAUCGUCAUCAGUAGCCCAAAACAAGGAGAUGUGAGGGGAACUACUUGUAUGGGUUACGAGACAUGGUUACCGGCACCACCUAAGGUAGACAACCCUCGGUCCAUCUACAAUGCGGCGUCUCUGGCCUUUAUUGGUGACUGCAUUUAUGAGCUAUACGCUCGGAGACACUUUUUGUUCCCUCCACUAAAUAUUGAAGAAUACAAUGAUCGUGUGAUGGCUGUUGUCCGCUGUGAGGCCCAGGAUGCAAUGCUACGCAAGCUUUUAAAUGAUAAAGUUUUAUCCGAAGAAGAAAUUGAUAUUAUCCGCUGGGGAAAAAAUAUUGGCUCAGCAGCCAAAACAAGGACAAAGAAACGUGCUGGUGUAGCUGUCUACAACAGAGCAUCCUCAUUUGAAACACUUAUUGGCUAUUUAUACUUGACAAACACAAAACGUCUGCAAGAGGUCAUGCUAAAAUUAGGCUUCGUAGCUGAUGGUCCUCCAACUUAAUCUUGAAUGGUGUAAAUGGUGGGUGAAAUGUGCAAAGUGCUCAACUUCACAAACUGACAAUUAAUAUGAAGUGUAUUAAAAGUGGAGAUUAAGCUAGAAUGUGCUCCAUAAUAUGUAUUAACUGUGGUCUUACUUACACUUCUAAUCGAGAGGCCUAAAGGACAACUGUUUUACAAAA
Molecule: messenger RNA, 890 nt
Organism: Daucus carota subsp. sativus
Lineage: Eukaryota; Viridiplantae; Streptophyta; Magnoliopsida; Apiales; Apiaceae
Exons: 6
Coding region: 53-712 (219 amino acids)
Biological process (GO): RNA processing
Molecular function (GO): ribonuclease III activity
Source: RefSeq, a predicted model, not a curated record